Diaporthe batatas is the source of this 2556-nucleotide messenger RNA. RefSeq lists its product as uncharacterized. Gene Ontology annotation, cellular component: nucleus. The coding region runs from base 247 to 1578 and encodes 443 amino acids. The record is from RefSeq and is a predicted model, not a curated record. NCBI's taxonomy places the organism in Eukaryota, Fungi, Ascomycota, Sordariomycetes, Diaporthales, Diaporthaceae. The transcript is spliced from 2 exons. Gene Ontology annotation, molecular function: zinc ion binding; DNA-binding transcription factor activity, RNA polymerase II-specific.
GCACAACAUUUGAAGGCACGGGCCGCCGAGUGCUCCGCGGCCUGCCGCCAAGAAACCGGCCCCUCGCAGCUUACAUAUCUGCAAUGUAGCCUGGUGACCCGACACGCUGGGCUGGUCAGGAGCCAGUCAUAUAUACUCACAAACACUCAUGUCCAAAGACCCAUUAUUUAUUAGUUCAACCUUCAUUGCAAACUCUCCUGCGGGGACUGUGUAUUGCUGUUUCGGGCGGGCCCACAAUAGUGUAUCAUGAGUACGACGACGAAUCAGCCCCCAACCGAGGGCGGGCCAAGCCCAGUCAAGCAUCGAGCCUGUGAUGAGUGCCGGUCUCGCAAACUGGCUUGUACCAAGGAGACAGAUGGAUGUUCUCGCUGCAAGAGAGAGGGCAUUGUCUGCCACUACUCUGCCCAGAAGCAGAUGGGCAGGCCGAGGAAGAAGCCCAAUGGCGACGGUGCAAGUGCCAAUCAGGCGACUUCGGUAUCAAUAAGUGCUCCGGCCCCGCCGGAUUCGUCCGCUACUACAUCAGAUACGUCUGCGAUACGCGGGCCGGACGUGCCGAUGGAUCUUGACCCGUCGUCAUUCGUAGAUCCGAGCUUGCACAUUACCGGUACUUCUGAUGCCGGCUUGUUGGACCUGCUGGGCCCGGACUUUGUCUCGACCCAGCCUUUCCACGCACAAGAGUGGCAGCCCAAGCCGAACCCAGUGGAAAGGGACAUCUGGAGCUUCGAUAUCGACUUCGACAACCAUCACCCACCUUCGGGCUCGGCGGGAAACAGCGACACAAGCGCGGCCCUCAGCUUCGGCACGCCUAGCCUGUCAUCACACGGCGCAUCUACCCCUGAGAAUACCAACGCGUCCACGACGCCCUCGCAAGCAAGCUGCGGCUGCCUCGCGGGCCUGUAUCUCGCCCUUGAUUCCCUGAAUAACCUCCCCACCGAGGUCGAACCUGCAAUCCGGGCCGCCCGGCGGGCCACCCGGGCAGCUCACGAGAACGCCCAUUGCAAAGUGUGCUGCCCGCCGCUGACGGAGAGCAUGACCAUCUCGAUGUCGUCGUUCCAGAACAUGAUGGUCCUCGGCGCGCUGUUCCCCUCCGUCGUCGACGCGUACCGCCGGAUCGUCGACAUGAUCGAGAUCGAGACAGCGCGCGCCAUCUGUGAGCGCCGCCAGCUGCGCUUCUCGCUGCGCGCGUACGGAGGCAUGUGGGGCCGGCUCGGCUCCGACGAGGCCAUGUGCGGCAAUGCCCACCACCAUUACGACGACGUCAUGCUCGAGCCCGCCAUGUGGCGCCUCACCAUCCGCGCCCUGCUCAAAGUCGACGUCUACGGCAUCAACUGCCGGCCUGAGGGACCGGGCAGCGACACCUUGCGCUUCACGCAGGUGGGCCUCAAGGACAUCGUCGUCCAGCUCGAGGAGAGGAGCAGUGCCCGCCACGCCGAGGUCGAUGCCCUGCUGGAGGCCGGUUUGGCGGGGCCGACGGGCCCCUUGGGCAAGCAUGCGCAGCAUUCGCGCCUCGAGGAGCCACAAUGCAAGAGGAUAAUCCAGCUCGCGAAGGAUGCGAUAGCCUCGUUGGACAUUCCUUGAAAUCGGCACACCCCAUCGAGACAUCUCGACAAGAUAUGAGGAUCGCCCUGCUUCUCGAAGUCCGGAAAGCCUAUGACCGACCUAGUGGUUCUUUAUUCCUCGAGCCAUCUCUACCUGCUCUGCGUGAUCUGCCAGCCCUCGCCCGCCCCGGGUACGAACCACGCCUAGUAGCGUGAAAUCGAGAGUAUUGGAUCUAUCGUCGCCCUAACAGCUUUCGGGAUUGCCGAUGCUCAGGGGUCGCGAAUGAUCCAUAUGCCCCUGCAGGCAGGUUGUCCAAGGUGUCGCUACCAUCAUCACGAGGACUCAGCUUCCGGCCCAAAGGCGGCAGUGGCCGAAAAGAGAUAUCAACCUUCGCGCAGAUGUCCAACUCGUCGAGCCAACCCGGGCCCAAAGACGCUAUGGCUCACAUCUCGACCCAGAUCGCGACCUUUGGGCCAACAGCCACUGUCGACGGUUAUGCGCGACCAAAGAUGCCCGAAGAAAACCCUGGGUCAGGGAUUCAGCUGUGAACCCUGGAGGACGCUGCUGUGAACCCUGGAGGACGCUGCUGUGUCGGCAUGCAGACAGAGGAAGCGGUGCGCUCCUGAGAUAGUUCUGAGGCUGCCAGACCAGGAGGUUAUCUGGAGUUGGCCGCGCGAUGUGCUCAUUAGCUGGGCCAAGAUGAUCGCAAACCACGCUCAGCCUUGCUCAGGACCUAAGAUUUGGUGGCGCUGGGAUGUGGUCAUACAUUGCAUGAGACAGUAGACACGCAUGAGGCAGCCCUGGAGCUCGCUGAGCUGGCAUCUUUCAUGUGCUCUGGUGGUUGUCGAUACGAUACAAACUGAUAUCUGGUCGCUGCCUGGCAGGAGAGGCCAAUGUACGAUAAAGUCUGAGUAUAUAGUCCACGUGCGUCGGCAAACCAAGUAAAUUGCUCCAUGCAGGAAAUGAUUCGCUAACAGGGCGUGGGGGACAAGCUGAUAAUACAAGCUACUUUAUUUG